AAAAAAAACUUGUUAAUAGAACAAUAUGUAUUGUGUAGAUUGUGGAGCAGCAUGCGUGGCCAGGUGUCGGUUAAGCCGUCGGCCAAAUCUAUGCCACAGGGCAUGCGGGACCUGCUGUGCUCGUUGUGGUUGUGUUCCACCGGGUACUUCUGGUAACCAAGAACUAUGCGCUUGCUACUACAACCAGACUACCCAUGGAGGAAAACGCAAGUGCCCCUAAGUUGGUUAUAAAUUGUUACACAAAUCUUAUGUAAUUUAAUAGUAAUAUUACUUUCCCAAAUUUGAGUUUUGGUUAUCUUUA
Messenger RNA from Beta vulgaris subsp. vulgaris (sugar beet), 301 nucleotides. Its product is annotated as gibberellin-regulated protein 1-like. The record is from RefSeq and is a predicted model, not a curated record. Bases 26 to 220 code for a protein of 64 amino acids. The transcript has a single exon. NCBI's taxonomy places the organism in Eukaryota, Viridiplantae, Streptophyta, Magnoliopsida, Caryophyllales, Amaranthaceae.